This is a messenger RNA of Musa acuminata AAA Group (dessert banana), 984 nucleotides long. RefSeq names its product probable mitochondrial-processing peptidase subunit beta, mitochondrial. Bases 1 to 663 code for a protein of 220 amino acids. Gene Ontology annotation, cellular component: mitochondrion. The transcript is spliced from 5 exons. Gene Ontology annotation, molecular function: metal ion binding. Lineage: Eukaryota; Viridiplantae; Streptophyta; Magnoliopsida; Zingiberales; Musaceae. The record is from RefSeq and is a predicted model, not a curated record.
AUGAUCUUCAAGGGCACCGAAUCGCGGACAGUGCGACAGCUGGAGGAAGAGAUUGAGAACAUGGGCGGGCAUCUGAAUGCUUACACAUCGAGGGAGCAGACCACCGACUACGCCACGGUGUUGGAUAAGGAUGUGCCCAAAGCGCUGGAAAUCCUUGCAGACAUACUUCAGAACUCGUGUUUUGAUGAGAAGCGCAUUGAGAGGGAGAGGGAUGUAAUCCUCAGGGAGAUGGAAGAGGUGGAGGGACAAACUGAAGAAGUUAUUUUUGAUCAUCUGCAUGCAACUGCUUUCCAGUACACUCCACUUGGCAGAACUAUACUAGGACCUGCUCAGAACAUCAAGACAAUUACUAAAGAGCAUCUUAAGAAUUACAUAUCAACUCAUUAUACAGCCCCUAGAAUGCUCAAAUCUUCUCUUCAACUUCACAUUGAUGGUACCAGCCCUGUUGGUGAGGACAUUGGUCGUCAGAUACUUACAUAUGUCCAUAGAAUCCCAGUUGCUGAAUUUUUUGUGAGGAUAAAUGCAGUUGAUGCAAACACCGUUAAGCAUGUCGCUAAUCGCUUUAUAUUUGAUCAGGACGUGGCAAUUGCAGCCAUGGGACCAAUCCAGGGCCUUCCAGACUACAACUGGUUCGGGCGCCGCACAUAUUUGCUCCGCUAUUAGCUGUGCGCUAGUCCUUCAAUAUUUUCCCAAUCAUCAGUGUUAUCAUCCUUGGCCCUUUCUAUCCUGGUGGUGAUUAUGACUACAUGCAAGUUUCAGAUGUCUGAAAAGAUUUUGCUUUUCUUCCACAGAAAUGGUGCUGUAACGUUUCCAUCAGAAAGCUUGUAUAGAUUUUUUUUGUUAAUAAGGUCUGGUCCAACUAUGUUGCCCCGAACGUUUUGCAAAGGAUGGUUGUCGUCUUAUGAUGAACAAUGAUGUUUAUACUUGUAUCAAUUGUCCAAAAGUCGAGCAUUCAUUUUUUAGUAAGCUCACUUUUGUGGGUCA